CCCCCGUUGAUCCCUUAAUUUGUUCAUCCAUAAUUCAGCGUCAGUUUGGUAGCAGCUAGCAACUAGCGAGCACGCAAGCUUUCAUUCUUGUCGGGUUGGAGAGACUGCCAUGGCGCUGUGGGGAGGGCUGGGGCAGGCGGCGACGGUGGCGCAGCUGGUCGGGGCGGACGUCGGCGGCCUCAUCUCCAUGAUCAUUCGGGCGGCGUUGACGGCUCAGCAGAACAAGAAGGAGUGCGAGCAGCUCGCCCGCCGCGUCUUCACCAUCGCCGAGCUGCUGCAGCACCUGCAGGACCCGGAGGUGCUGCGGCGGCGGCUGACCGGGCUCGACGACACGCUCCGGGAGGCGCACGAGCUCGUGAUGGCAUGUCAGGAGAAGAACGCGGUGUACAGGCUGGUGAUGGCCGGUCGUCAGGCUGACAAGUUCAGAGAUGUUCAGAGCAGGAUCGACUCGUACCUCCUCCUCUUCCCCGUUAUCAGCCACAUCGACAUCACUCGUCGUCUCGAACGAAUCUACAACAUUCUUGUUCCAAAUGACACGGCCGGGGGGCCCUCUGCAUCUGUCUCCAUGACCCAAAUACCCGCCCAAGCCUCCCAGAUCGAUUGGAAGGAACCCCGUGAAGUCAAAAAGUUUACGUUUAAGGAGCUAGCAAAAGCGACCAGCAACUUUUCUCCUGACAGAAUUAUCGGUCAAGGUGGCUUCGGCCGGGUGUACAUGGGAUAUCUUCCUGACGGUCGAGAGGUAGCCAUCAAGCGCAUGGACACACCUUAUAGGAUAGAAGAGUUGAAGGCAGAGGUGACCAUCCUCCACUCCAUUAGCCACAACCACAUCGUCCGCCUCUUUGGCAGCUGUGUGCUGGACCAAGAGAAGCGCCGACUCCUGCCACCGUUCCGGAAAACUUUGGAGGAGUGCCUACUCGUCUAUGAGUACAUAGAGAACGGCUCUCUUCACCACCACCUGAACGGCGCAACGUCGCCGUCGCCGGUGACGACGUCCUGGAAGAGGCGUAUCGAGAUACUGCUGGGCGUGUCGCGGGCCAUCGAGUACCUGCAGUCCUACGCCGAGCGGCCGGUCAUCCACAGAGACGUCAAGUCAUCCAACAUCCUGCUCGAUGCGAGCUGGGCACCUCUCUUGACGGACUUCGGGUUGGCACUCCCAUGGGAAGGCCCAGACCACGAGGUGGAUGUUAUCCGUGGCACAUCUGGAUACUUGGCCCCGGAGUACGUUAUGACAGGCGCUUUGAAUUUGACGACCGAUAUCUAUAAUUUUGGUGUUGUCAUACUGGAGGUAUUGACAGGGAAGACAGUAUUUUCGAUUCAAGAAUUACAGGAGGAAGAGAACGAGGGGUCGGUAAAGCAGAGCAUCGGUUUAACUUCCAUGGCGGUGCAACUAAUUGAGGAGGGGAAGCUGCGGAAGGUGCUGGACAAACGGCCGGCAGCGGAGCCAACGGCGAGGCAGCUGGAGGCGGCAGAACUGGUGGCGCAGACGGCGGUGCGCUGCGUGCAGCUGCAGUGGGAGGAGCGGCCGGCCAUUUCGGAAGUCGUGGCCAUCCUCGAGACGGCGCUCGAGCUCGCCCGCUGCGACGGUUAACCUGACCUGGGACUGGGAACACUGAGGCAAUGUAUCUCCUUUCUGAAUCGGCAAAUUCAUUUCUCAUGUAAUGAUCCAUGACUAACUCUGUUGCUUUGAUCCAUUUUGUGCGAAUCCUAUUUUCUUUAAUUUGUUUUCCUCAUUUGUUAUCUCCAGUUGGUGCAGCUGUGCUUUACUAAUAACUGUCUGAUCCAUUGCUCUCAACUUAUGCUGUGAGUUUAAUCAGCAGAGUUUUCUCCCAAUCACUUCAAGUUCAUCUGUUUAGAGCCAUGAGAUAUAAAGAUUAGUGCAAGAAAUACUUGGUCCAUGAAGCAAAUUAAUGAGGAGUGUUUCAAUGUAAAGGCAGACGACAAGCAGUGCAAAGCUACAGUUGAGCAUGCUAGAGAGUGUGAUUCUCGAAGGCAAUUGCAAUCUGAAAUCAUAUAGAGUUGAAGAGCAAAAUGGAGUUGUAAUCUUCUUUAACUGCGUGCAUGAUCUCGUUGGAGCAGAAUUUCGUGGCUUUUAUGGUUCGAAGGAUAGUUUUGAGGUAUGUGUUGAUACCAGCAUUCUUCUACAAACACAAACCUUGGUGUACGUAACGCCCGCGUUGUCUCUGAGAGGCGGCUCGGGCGGCGACGCGUGCGACCGAGGAGCUCGCCCAACCUGCUGCUGCCUCGCCGUCGCUCGAGCAGGCUGCCGGAAACCGUGCGACUGCGAUGACGGCGGCGGCGGGGCUCCUUUCUCUCUCCACCUUGGAAUAAAGGCGUAUGGAGGCGCAGUGGAGUGGCCAGAUCUGGCUUCGCCCAGAUCUGCGAAUGGCGACGGUGGACGGAGGCGCGCGGGGUGAAGCCGCGCUGGCCGGAGGCGCGCGAGGGCGAGGCUGCGUUGGCCGGCGGCUGGACACGCGUGGCGACGACGGCCGAAGACGAGCUGCGGGAGGCUACGGCGCCGACGGCCGUAGGCGCGUGACGGCGAGGUCACGCGGGCGCCGGCGCACGAUGACUCACGGCGGCACCCGACGCGUGAGGGCGAGGCCGCGUUGGCCGGCGGCUGGACGCGCGUGGCGACGACGGCCGAAGACGAGCUGCGGGAGGCUGCGGCGCCGAUGGCCGUAAGCGUGUGACGACGAGGUCGUGCAGGCGCCGGCGCACGACGGCUCACGGCGGCACCCGGAGUGCUGUGCUGCCCAGAUCCGGCGCGUGAUGAGAAGUUCCAGUACUUAGAAACGGCGGCGGGCCGGAGACCGAGUGCGUGGCGCCGACGGUGGGGAAGAAGGCGGCAGCGGCCGAGGGCGAGCGCUCGCCGGUGUCAUGGUAGUGGUGGUGCCGUCCUCCCUCCACAAGCCCCGCUCCGCCGGAGGCCUUGACAUCGACCCCCGCCACACCGAGGCCAUCUACCGGGUCUGGAGGCGGCGCACGUUCAGGCAACGUCGUCGGUGACGGUGUUCGCGUGCCGGUACGGCCAAGGCCUUGUGGACGGGGCUUCUGCAGUGCCCGGCGUUAUGUUUGGUUGGUGGUCGGAGUGCGGGUGGCCACUAACCCAACGAACGAACUUACGUGUAGGUGUGAUCCUAUCUGCUCUUGACUAGAAAUCCAAUACAACCAUGUCCCUUUGAA
This is a messenger RNA of Oryza brachyantha (malo sina), 3183 nucleotides long. RefSeq names its product probable serine/threonine-protein kinase PBL28. Gene Ontology annotation, molecular function: ATP binding; protein serine/threonine kinase activity. The transcript is spliced from 3 exons. The record is from RefSeq and is a predicted model, not a curated record. NCBI's taxonomy places the organism in Eukaryota, Viridiplantae, Streptophyta, Magnoliopsida, Poales, Poaceae. Bases 110 to 1588 code for a protein of 492 amino acids. Gene Ontology annotation, biological process: protein phosphorylation; cell surface receptor signaling pathway.